GCUGCUAAUGCGUCACAUUUGUACUAUGACAGACCACCGAUCCACAUCAUAAAAUUUUAUCUACACAAACGGGACGUCUGUGCUUAAUACGGAGCAAAAACACUAGGAUUCUAUCAUUUAUUCAAAUCUGGAAUAAGCGCUACAUAAGGAAAAAUUGCCAUUUGUCAUUUAACUGGUGGGACAAGUGCUGGUUUAUAUUCUGUGAAAUGGCAGCUGGAAUAAAAUACAUCUUCCAGAAGGAACUGUUCGAUGCACUUGAUGAACGCAUUUUAUCCGUGUGCAAUGUUAGCAAAUUGCAUAAAAGGAAAAAAACGUCUUACUUGUGUAUCGUUUCUACGAUCAAACCCAGUGUUAUAGUUAGUGUUUGCCAGAUAAAACAGUACGACAAAGCCGUAUAUAAGAAAAAGCGUUCCUGGUCAUUGGAGGAGAUAAAGUGCGUCGAUGGUCGCAACGAAGCUACGGAUACGCACGACUUCGAUAUGUUGCUGGAUAAACCGUAUCGAUGGUUUGCAGCCAAUCUACAUGAACGACAAAAUUUCAUUACGGUUUUAUGGAAACAAAUUCAUAAGCAUUGCACCGUUGGAGAGAAGGCCGUGUUCAAAAACAUCCCCAAACAGUGGCUUUCGGAAAAAUCGCCGGAAAAACAAAUUGAUGAAAAAUACCCCAAUCACGGGGGCGCAGUUUCUGCGGACGAUGAAGAUGAAAUUGAAGGGUUUGAGAAUGAGGAUUUCCACGCCCUGACCGAUAAGGAAGAAGCGCACCUUAGUAAACUUGUUGCAGAAUGCGAUUACGCGAUCAGCAAUGCUGAAUUGUUUAUGGAUGAUUUGAGUCAUAACCUUUUGCAGCUGGAUGGUGCAAAUAUACAAAGCGUUCUAGAGUCAGAAAAACAAGUCCAAAUGCUAAUGGAAAGGAUCGAAGAAGCGAUUAAAGAAGCUGAAAAGGUAGAGAAACGGCUAGACGACUACGACGAAAUACUUUGUCACGUAAGAGAUACGAUGGAAAAGAUGGGAGAAAAGAAUCAAAUGAUUGAGAUUGCUAAUACCAACAAUGUUCGACUGUUGCUAGAACUGGAAAAAGUAGUUACGCAGCUCGAUUUGCCGCAUGUUCACCAGCUUGCGCUGACAGAUACUGAUCUAACUCCAAAGGGUUUGCCAGCAGCUAUAGCAGCAGGGAAAGCACUGCAGAUGGCAAUGAACAGUGACAUCGACCCAGCACUUUUGCGCCUUACAGCUGUUCAAGAUCAGCGCAAAAGAUUCGAAAAAUGGAAGGCAAAAUUUUCGCAAACAAUAAGCCGUCAUUUGAAUAAUCUAUUCAUCCAUCUUGGCAAUCUUGGAGAUUCGCAAACACCUUUCACAAAUGAAUUGUCGCUUCCAAAGCACCAGAACGUGCAUAAAGAGCUAUGUACGUUCAUGGAGCUUAUGCACUGGAUGAAAACUAUGGAUAGAAAGGCAUACGAUGCCCUUAUUAAAGUUUACACUGCUUCAUUAAGCAAAGUUUACGACCGGGACAUUCAGAUAUUUUUCGAAAACGCUAAACAAGCACUGACACUAAAGCAAUUCAGCUCUAGAGAGGAUAUUAACAAUAGUUCAAUAAGCAACAAAUUAAAACUUGGUCCACAAUCAAACAAACAACCAGCACAGCCGUACGGCAUUUUAGGUACCAGCAAAGAGAUGUGGUCUCCAGGCGCAGAAGCAAUUGAGCGGCAACGAUUUGAUUCAAUUUUGGAAAAGGUGCUUGCGGAACUAGAACCAGUGGCAUUAAGCGAACAGCAUUUUUGCAUUGCGUUUUUUCAAUUGGACGUAAUUAGUCCUACGGCUAAAAAUACGCAAACAACACUGGAUGCUGCUAGUAACGAGACAGUGAACCAAAAGGAUGAACGAGAUACAGCUCCACACAUUCCACAGCGAAGGCUUGAUCGUCAAAUUAACGAAGAUGUCCGCCGUAUGAUGGGGGAAUUAUUUGCUAACCUUGAAACGGAAAUAAACAAUUUUAUCUUGAGUUUUGAAAAACUAGAUAACUACUACUCAUUGUACGUGCUAGUGCGUCUUACACAACAUGUAAUGUCGGCCCAAGACGCACAGUCCUUUCUAAGCAUGACGUUUGCUUCAGCUCUUAUACACGUGAAACGAAGCUUUGAUAAAUUUAUGCAAUCACAGUUGCAGUCAAUUGAUGAAUCUAAGCUUCCGAAGCGCUCUAAAUGUGGCCUUCUACCUUACGUGGAAAACUUUGAAGAAUUCGCCGUAACCGCUGAAAACAUUUUUAAGAAAACGGAGCGCCGAAAUGAUCUUGAUAAAUGGUACCUUAAACUGGUGGAAGCAAUUUUCGAACGCAUUCCUGUGCACGCCGCCGAACAUUCAAAAACGCCGCACCAAGUAGUAAAAAUGGAAAACUAUCAUCGAAUGCACUCCACGUUAUCUCAACUAAAGAUUCCAGUUUUGGAAUCAUUGCGAAAGGAAGCAAAAACACGAUAUAAUGAUGCACAGAAAGCAUACGUUACUAAAUACUUUGGCCGGCCGCUAGAACGACUAAACCAAUUUUUCGAAGGAAUACAAGUGCGUGUGCAGCAAGGUGUGAAAGAUACCGAAAUUAGCUACCAAAUGGCGUACUCUAAGCAAGAAUUACGUAAAGUAAUAAGUCUUUAUCCAGCCCGUGAAGUAAAGAAGGGACUUGAGCAACUGUACAAAAAGGUAGAAAAACAUCUUUGUGAGGAAGAAAACUUGCUACAAGUAGUGUGGCGAGCUAUGCAGCAGGAAUUUAUAAACCAAUACAACUCAUUAGAGCAAUGGAUCCAACGUUGUUAUGCCGGUUCAAUGAUAACUCUAGAGUUUACCAUCAACGACCUGUUGGAUUUUUUCUCUGAGAUAGCACAGUCACAUUAGGCCGAAGAAGAGCUCCAGGACAUAAUUAAAACGUUUAUUAAACAGCCCAUCCAUACAAGUCGAAGAGUGCUUCGGUUUUAAUAAACUGGCCCAUCGUCUAAA
Anopheles gambiae (African malaria mosquito) is the source of this 2981-nucleotide messenger RNA. RefSeq names its product exocyst complex component 1 (gene Sec3). Gene Ontology annotation, molecular function: phosphatidylinositol-4,5-bisphosphate binding. The transcript has 3 exons. The coding region runs from base 207 to 2879 and encodes 890 amino acids. Gene Ontology annotation, biological process: exocytosis; Golgi to plasma membrane transport. The record is from RefSeq and is a predicted model, not a curated record. Gene Ontology annotation, cellular component: exocyst; plasma membrane. Lineage: Eukaryota; Metazoa; Arthropoda; Insecta; Diptera; Culicidae.